Molecule: messenger RNA, 1685 nt
Organism: Humulus lupulus (European hop)
Lineage: Eukaryota; Viridiplantae; Streptophyta; Magnoliopsida; Rosales; Cannabaceae
Product: anthocyanidin 3-O-glucosyltransferase 2-like
Exons: 1
Coding region: 127-1623 (498 amino acids)
Molecular function (GO): UDP-glycosyltransferase activity
Source: RefSeq, a predicted model, not a curated record
UUUUUUGUCUACGAAGAUGGACCAUUGUCUUUUCAAUUUUAGAAAUAUUACAGAUCGAAGUUUCAUACAUCUUCUUCUCCUCUAGAUUUUCACAGCUUCACAAAAUUAGAACUCUCUCCUAAAGCAAUGAACAAACUAGAGGAACUGAUUUUUAUCCCCUUACCGGGGAUGGGCAACCUUGUACCAAUGGUGGAGACGGCCAAGACCCUGGUCGACCGAGACCAACGUCUCUUCAUUACAGUUCUCAUCAUGAAUCUUCCCUCUGUGGCGGAGCUCGCUGCAUACAUUGACGACCUCGUCGCCACCUCAGCCACAUCGGAAGAACGAAUCAAAUUCAUCGAUCUUUCGAAGCUCGACGGCUACGACCCCUCGGCCGAGAGCAACCCCGGCAUGUUGAAGAGCUUGUUCAUCGAGAAUCAAAAGCCUCACGUGAAAAACGUCGUAGCUGAGCUCAUUAGAUCGAAAGCAGGCGACCCCAACUCGUCAAGACUCGCUGGAUUCGUCGUCGACAUGUUCUGCACCGUAAUGAUGGACGUGGCGGCCGAGUUUCGGGUUCCGGCGUACGUGUACUACGCUUCUGGCGCUGCGUUUCUCGGCCUCAUGUUCCAUUUCCAAGCUCUUUACGAUGAUGAUGGCGUAGACCCAACUGAGUUCGAGGACGAUCCCGUUGCUGAGUUCGCGGUGCCGAGUUUCGUUGAGCCGGUUCCAGCCACGUCGUUGCCGAAAGAGCUGGUGUUGAAGGGCCGGCCUCCGUUGCUAUUUUAUCACACCAGAAAGACGAGGGAGGCUAAGGGUAUACUUGUAAAUUCGUUUACGGAGCUUGAAACUCACGCGCUUCGUUCUCUUUCCGCCGGUUAUAAAGCUCCACCGGUGUACCCCGUAGGACCCAUAAUAAGGUUUUCAUCAGUUCGUGGGACCGGCGGCUUUGCUGACAUCAGCAAGUGGCUCGACGAUCAACCUCUUUCGUCGGUAGUGUUCUUGUGUUUCGGGAGCAAGGGAAGCUUCCGUGAGACUCAGCUGAAAGAGAUCGCCUGUGCGCUGGAGCAUAGUGGGGUUAGAUUCUUGUGGUCCCUACGUCGCUAUCCACCGCGAGAUAAGAAGAAAAAUACAGUGACGUAUGCAUCUCCACAAGAAUAUUCCAAUCCAAGGGACGUUUUGUCUUCGGAGUUUUUUGAUCGUACGGCUGAAAGAGGAAAGGUCAUAGGAUGGGCCCCACAAGCGGAGGUGUUGGCUCACCCAGCAAUCGGAGGGUUCGUGUCGCAUUGUGGUUGGAAUUCUACGUUAGAAAGUAUAUGGUUCGGGGUACCCAUGGUCAUGUGGCCACUCCAUGCGGAGCAACAUUUGAAUGCGUUCGAGUUGGUGAAGGAGCUUAGAUUAGCGGUUGAGAUUAAGUUGGACUACAAGAGUUAUUUUUAUGGUGAAGUGAGUGAUGAUGAUGAUGAUGGUGUUGUGAGAUGGGAAGAGAUUGAGAGUGGGAUAAGAAGGUUGAUGGAGCAUGAUAGUGAAAUAAGGAAGAGGGUAAAAGAGUUAAGUGAAAAGAGCAAAAGGACAGUUUUGAAGGGUGGGUCGAGUUACUCUUCUAUGGACCUUUUUAUCAAUGAUGUGAUUGGUAAUUGUACAUGAUUUGUUCCUUCACAGUCUAAGUUUUUAAUUACUAAUAAAUGUAGUACAAUGUUUACCUACCA